This is a messenger RNA of Macrobrachium nipponense, 1782 nucleotides long. RefSeq lists its product as uncharacterized. The record is from RefSeq and is a predicted model, not a curated record. NCBI's taxonomy places the organism in Eukaryota, Metazoa, Arthropoda, Malacostraca, Decapoda, Palaemonidae. The transcript has 3 exons. The coding region runs from base 298 to 1479 and encodes 393 amino acids.
AUAAAAGCGCUCCGGAGCCUAGGAGCAAGAGCCCGUGCCAGCACAAGGCUGGCUUAAUCUCCAACAACAACAACAUCACCUCCCCAGCUGCCAGCAACACUACUUACCAGUCAGCCUACGCGAGAACCAGGCGAAUUCCUCCAUUAAAACACACUUUUCGAGGGCGACAUUGACACGAAUCAGCCAACCGCCUUCGGUGACCUUGAAAAGGAAGAGUUGGAACCCUUAAGGAUAUUUUGGGCGUACGUGUCCGUUACGUGUUGGAAACGGUCGGGAAAGGAACUGACAACCCACGAGAUGAACCGGCAACAACAUCACACAGGCCGUGUCUCCGGUGAUGACCUCGAGCGACAAAAUGGCGAUGGCCUCCCUGCCCAAAGGGAGGAUACUCCUGCAGCUAACUCGGACUCAGACUUUGAAGACGAUGCUCUCCACAGAAACAAUAACAUUAACAGCAACCAGGAGGACGCUAACGGGGGUUAUACGACGCCAAUGGAAAUAGACUUAACAACUGAGGAUGUAUAUUCAGAAAAUGUUAGCAUAAUGGCGCAACACAUAAUGAGUGUUAUUAGCUCGGAAGAUAAGUUGGCUACAACUCAGUCAAACAAGAAGGAGGUUCAAGUGAGGAAAAGAAUAACAGACAAGUGGAUCUGCAUGUUCCAGAUUAUAGGAGCUUUGGAGUUUCACAUUGAAGGAGGAGCAGAGACAUUUGAAGUCAUGGACACUUCUGAAAUAGCAAAAGUUGACAAUUACCUCAAGGGUUUCUUUGGUGCCUAUAAUGAAAAUAUAAAAGGUAUGACAAAACACAAUUUCAAAGUUAAUCAAGUAUUAGGUAGCCAAUACAUUUACCACGCUAAGAAUAACGUCUUGACUGGGGUCCUUGUAGUUGUGGGGGGGAACGGCUUGGUGGAAAACCUUCGGUUGAACUCCCAUCUAUUGCUUGAAAAAUCUGAUCCAUUUUCUCCUCUUUUGUACAAAGACCACCAUAAUGUUUACAUUGGCCAUGCAUACCCCAUUCACACAGAGGAUGUUGUUUGUACUGGUGGCAACUGCCUUCGUGACCUUUUGAUAAAGUGGGUCAAUAAGGAAUUCUAUGAGAGACUACACUGGAUUAUACCAUCAACAUCUACUAAAAUGCGUCUGAUGUCCCCCAAGAGAGCCCAGGCUAAAGAAGACGAAGAUCUACUCCUUUAUAAGAAUCUCAUAAAGAAAAUGGAUGAAGAGGUUUUGAGAGACUUUAGGAAAUCAUUAGAAGAAACCAGUACACCUCGAAAGAAGAGCCAAACGAUUCAGCCCAACAGUCUUUAUGAGUAUUGCAACAUUCAACCAGGUCAAGAAUGUUCUGUCCGAUCACAUCACUGGCAAGUUUUUGCGGUUGAGGUUCCUCUGAACAGGGAUAACACCGUAAAUGAUCGCGCCCAUAGACAGGUACUUGCAAUAAGGGAUAAAGGUGGUGUUGUCAAGAAAAUUUCCGAGUAGGGUGUCAUUUUGAAUUCUUCUGUGAGUUAUUAAACUAUGCUUACUUACAGCUCACCUGUCCUUUCUAUGCUGCCUUUUCUAAUGAGUAACUAAUUUUGUUGAAUUACACUGUUAACCUGGUGUAUCUUAAACUGCUUUGCUUAUAGAGUGACUUUGGGUUUUACCUGUAUUUGUAAUAAUGCAUGCUCAAAAUUUUUAUCUCAUAUACCUCUCUUCAGAACUGUCAUUUCUCCCUUUACAAAUAUAUUUUAGCAGUAAGAUGUAAUGAAUUCUGGCGUUAAAUAAAUUAUAGACAACAGAGAA